Salvelinus namaycush (lake trout) is the source of this 5915-nucleotide messenger RNA. RefSeq names its product cyclin-dependent kinase 12-like. Gene Ontology annotation, molecular function: cyclin-dependent protein serine/threonine kinase activity; RNA polymerase II CTD heptapeptide repeat kinase activity; cyclin binding. Lineage: Eukaryota; Metazoa; Chordata; Actinopteri; Salmoniformes; Salmonidae. The transcript is spliced from 13 exons. Gene Ontology annotation, biological process: transcription elongation by RNA polymerase II; positive regulation of transcription elongation by RNA polymerase II; protein phosphorylation. The record is from RefSeq and is a predicted model, not a curated record. Bases 776 to 4585 code for a protein of 1269 amino acids. Gene Ontology annotation, cellular component: cyclin/CDK positive transcription elongation factor complex; nucleus.
GCGCAGUUGCAGAAUUUAUAACAGGAGCCACAAUGGCGGUUGUCGUCUCUUGACAGGGCUGUGGAUGUUAUUAAAUCCACUAUCAUCGCCCUAAAGAUAGGCCUGGUUGAUUCCCAGAGCCAUUAAAAAUAAACUGGAACAUCUACUGCACAUGAAAAUACUAUAAUUUCUGAUCAAUAUCAAAUUAACAAGAGAUAAAAUUAUAUUAAAAGGGACCAUGUAAACAGUACCAACCGGGUCAAGUUUUCAUUUUGUUCGAGAAACAACAUCGGCUGUUAAUGACGGCUAACUGUUUGUUUAUUGAACUCCAAAACCGUAAAUCUAAGGAACAAUAACACCUAAACUAACCUUGGCACCGGACAAGGGAAGCUAAAAGAAAAGGGACUUAUUUUUUUCUUUCGUUUUUUUACCAAACAGCAUGCUAGCUACACAGAGCUAGCUAGCCAAAUAGAAACGGAGAAGAGGGCACAAUGCUCCGAUUUAUUGUUUGGGCCUUUUCAGCCAGUUUCUCUAACUAGCUAAAUGCACAGGCCUUCAUUUUAGUGGCGUUUUUUGGCACUAGCAACCUUGAUUUUUCUGCUUUGACAAACCAUGCUGCCGAACAACUUGGAUAAUGCGUGAGGACUAAAGCUGGGCACACUAUUUUCCAUUUUGUCGGUUUGCUUAGAACACUGGAUCUCAUUUUACCGGAUUUCUGAGUACUACUCUCCCGUUAAUGUAUUAUCUCGGCUACAGAGGCCCACGCUCGGGAGAGGUUCCGCCGCUGACGUGAGGAAUGCCUGGGUCGGAUAGACACCAUGGGACCAAGAGGAAGCCGGAAUCCAACAGUAGCAUUGCCCUGCCGUCCCAAACAACGAGUGGUAACAGCGGGCUACACCAGCCCCUGGUCCUGCCUCAUACCUCUGCGGGCAACAUGACGAGCAAGGACGGUAACCUCCAGUCAAAGUCGUCAGUGCCAUCUUCCAAGCGCAAACGGCAUAAAUCAGCCAAAUAUGGACGUGAGUCCGAGGUGGCUCAGGGCCCUGGUUUUUCUGCCCUCACCUCCACAGCGCCUCCUUCGGUUAGCGCCGUGAAGCCGCUGGUAGAAUAUGACGACAUAAGUUCAGAUUCGGAUACUUUUUCGGACCCGCCUGCUGAAAGAGGGUCUGGGGAUCGGUUAGAACCUGUCCCAGAUUAUAGUGAUGGGGGCGGGGCUGUUGGUAGAGAUGGUCGGGAACACAAGCACCGACACUCUCGCAAAAAGUCGAAGGAUCCCAACAAAGUUAGAGACUCUGGGGAAGGGGGUCAGAGUACCAAGAAAAAAAGCAGCAAAGACCGUGAGAGAGGGAGCUCUGGGAAAGUCAAGGAGAAGGUGGCCUCCCUGUCCUCUGUAGCAUCCCUGUCCUCCGGGUCACGGCGUCAGGGUCAGAUGGAGGCUGACUUGGGGCCAAAGCGUGGAGAGUUGCCCCCUUCCUCCUCCCAGGCCCAAACUGCAGCCAGUGUGGGAAGCACCACAUCCUCCUCCUCGUCAUCUCGCAGCAAGGAGGGUGGCCGCUCCGGGAAGUCUCGCAAGGAUAAGCCACAGAAGACAGAGGGGCGUGAGGGUCGGGGGGAUGCAACCGCCAGCCAGAGCACCUCUGCCUCUCAGAAGGUCCGGACGGAUAGGAGCCAACGUAAGUCCUCAAAGAGCCACAAGUCCAGCCCUAAGGGCAAGGGGCAGCCUUCCUCGAGCAGGGGGAGCCCUCGCCGGAAGGUAACAGCCCCUACACAGUCCCCCAGCCCCCCAAGGAGAGGGGGUAAUGGAAGCCCCACGGUCGGUGGUUACAGCCAGGAGGUGGACAGCUACCACCACCAGAGACGCAGGCCGGCUCCACAGAGCCCCAGCCCCUACAGGGAGAUGUCCAGGCGGAGCAGGCAGAGGUCUGACAGCCCUUAUGCCAGCAGGCAGAGGUCUUCCAGCUAUGAGCGAGACGACAGCCCCUACUCCAGGAGACGCUCCAUCAGUCCCUAUGGUAACCGCAGGUCCUCCAGCACAAGCCCUGUGUCCCGGCGCUCAGUUCGCUCCCGGAGUCGCUCACCGCCUUUCUCCUCUUCCCGUCGCUCCUCCUCUCGCUCUCGCAACAAGAAGCAUUCAUCCUCUGCCGGGGGGGGCGGGUCUCACAGCAGCCGGCCCACCAGCCGCUCCCCACCCUCCUCCCGCCUCCCACUCAACUCCAGCCUGGGGGCGGAGCUUAGCCGGAGGAAGAAGGAGCGCCAGGCUGCGGUGGCUGCAGCUCGCCCCCCCUCCCCUCCACCUUCGUCACGCAAGACCAAAGGAUCCACCUCACGCCCUCCUAAAGCUGAGCCCGAGAGAAUACCUGAGAGAGACUCUGUCCAAGCCACGGACCUCCAGCCUCCACCCAUUGCACACCAGCCCCAGGACACUCUUGUUGGCGAAGAACACGGCUCUGCAUCUCCACCCUCCACCUUCUCAUCUCCUGCUCCCCCUUUGCCCCCCGGUCAGACGACCCCACUACCUCCACCUCCUCUGCCCUCCGCCCCUGUCGCCCAACUUCAGCCACCUACACCCCAGGGCCAGACUGAGGCCAGCCUCGCACCCUCCACAGCCCUCUCCUCCUCCUCAUUGUCGUCUCCCCAGUCCAAAUCUCCUGCCCCCAUGCCCACACGCAGCCCUGCCCGCCUGACACCCAUCCACAAGACCUCCACUCUGCCCCCCCUGCCUUUACCACCCAUGCUAGUGGGAGACUGUCAGGACAGUCCGAAGAAGUCCACUCCUCCUCAGAGGUCUUCCAGGAAGGAGAAAGAGGUGCGGAAUCGGCCGUCUCUGAUCGACCUCCCGCUGCCCCCCACGCUGGCCGGAGGAGACCCAUCGCCCCCCCAGUCCCCCAUCUACAGAGCUCCACCUCCGCCCCAGUCCGCUCUCAAGAAGAGACCAAAGUUUUGCUGUCCACGCUAUGGCGAACGCAAACAGACACAGAGCGACUGGGGAAAACGCUGCGUGGACAAGUUUGACAUCAUCGGCAUUAUCGGGGAGGGCACCUACGGCCAGGUGUACAAGGCCAAGGACAAAGACACCGGCGAGCUGGUGGCUCUGAAGAAGGUGCGUCUGGACAAUGAGAAGGAGGGCUUCCCCAUCACGGCCAUCCGAGAGAUCAAGAUCCUCCGCCAGCUCAACCACCGCAGCGUGGUCAACAUGAAGGAGAUCGUCACAGACAAACAGGACGCACUGGACUUCAAGAAGGACAAAGGUGCCUUCUACCUGGUGUUUGAGUACAUGGAUCAUGACCUGAUGGGUCUGCUGGAGUCGGGGCUGUGUCAGUUCUCCCAGGAACACGUGAGGAGCUUCAUGAGACAGCUGAUGGAGGGGCUGGACUACUGCCACAAGAAGAACUUCCUGCACAGAGACAUCAAGUGCUCCAACAUACUGCUCAACAACAGUGGUCAGAUCAAGCUGGCUGACUUUGGUUUGGCCCGCCUCUACAACUCAGAGGAAAGUCGACCCUACACUAAUAAAGUAAUCACGCUAUGGUACCGCCCACCUGAGCUCCUCCUGGGAGAGGAGAGGUACUCUCCAGCCAUCGACGUCUGGAGCUGCGGGUGUAUUCUGGGAGAACUGUUCACCAAGAAGCCCAUCUUCCAGGCCAAUCAGGAGCUGCUGCAGUUAGAGUUGAUCAGUCGUCUGUGUGGGAGCCCGUGUCCCGCUGCCUGGCCUGACGUCAUCAAGCUGCCCUACUUCAACACCAUGAAGCCCAAGAAACAGUACCGCCGACGGCUACGCGAGGAGUUUGCCUUUCUGCCUGCUCAGGCCCUGGACCUGCUGGACCGCAUGCUGACCCUUGACCCUGCGCGGCGCUGCACGGCCGAACAGGCCCUCAAUAGUGACUUCCUGUGUAACGUGGAGCCCAGCAAGAUGUCCCCGCCCAAUCUCCCUCACUGGCAGGACUGCCACGAGCUGUGGAGUAAGAAACGGCGACGCCAGCGUCAGAGCGGGCUGCCCGAGGAUGUGCCUGUGCCCAAAGUGCCCCGUAAGGACCCCUCGGGGGCUUCCAGUGGAGAGAACAGCCGGCCCCAAGCCAGCCCAGCUGGAGCUCCGCCCGGAAGACCACCCUCCUCAGCCAUCUCAGCCAAUGAGCUAGCAGGCCUGGGUGCUGCGGCAGAGCAGCUGAACCAGACAGAGCUGGCUGUACUGUUGAACCUGCUGCAGAGACAGACAGACCUCAGCCUGCCUCAGAUGGCCCAGCUCCUCAACGUCUCCUCCAACCCAGAGAGCCAGCAGCAGCUAGAGACCCUUAGCCAGUCCCUGUCUGCCUUGACCGAGGCCUCCCACCACCGGGGGGCCUCAGAGGACCAGGGUCCGGCUAGGUCCCAGCCCCCCGAACCUCCCCCAGAGCCUCAGGAGCCCUCCCCGCACCACAGCGAGCCGCCCCUCAGCCAGGACAACCAGACCAACCUCCUGGCCCUCCUAUUGGGCCAGCUCAUUAAGCCGCAGGCCGAGGCGACUGAGCAAGGCGACGAGAGCAAUGGCGUCCAAUCAGAGGAGGCUGUGACUCGCGGUUCGUCUGCCUCCACUGUUGAUCGCAAGGGCAAGUCUGGGUUCAGUCUCUAGGGGGAGGGGCAGAGAGCACUGGGUCAGGGGGAUCUCACAGGGGACUGGUGGACGAGGGGGAGGAGACUGGGCGGAGGGUGACGCCCCGUCAUAGCUUCCCUGUCAUGGUGCGGAUCUUGUCAUCGAUUAUUUUUCUGCUUACCAUAAAGCAGUUGUAAAUUCCUUUAUAAACGAGCUGAUGAGAUGAAAGAUCUUAACUAAAUGGCAAAUCGGAAGAAAGAUUCCACGGUUACUUUAAAUAUUUUUUGAGGAAGAUGAGUUUUAUGUUGUCUAGAACCACCUCCUCUCAACAACAGUUUCACCCCCCUACCCACCUUUUGUCUGUCUCACCCGUCUCCUACUUCAAAGGCUACUUUCACCCACUCAGUCACACGUAGGGUGGAAACAUACCAUACAUGAAGUUGGCAAGUUCUCAAGAUGUCUGACCAGAGAGUGGCUUCGGACGGCCCUGGUCACAUGGACUGGGCUUUGGGCACAAGGACUUUUCUCAUUGGUGUGAAUGUAAACUAAGAGAAGGUUUGUAGUUUUACAGCGUUAGAAAGACAACGGUUCACACUGCACUCUUCCCUUCAACCUUUCACUCCUGCCUCUCUAUCACCCUGUUUUCUUAUCCCACUCUUUCUCUCUCAUUUCUCCAUUUGUUAAGCAGGUUUCGUGGAUUGUUCUUCCUUCCAUAAAAAUAUAUUGAUUUAAAACCAGUCUGUAAUGUCAACAUUUUUAUGAAGAAAGUCUAAUAAAUUAUCAAGCAAAAAUAAAUGUUUUGAACCUUAGACUUCACCUGCAUGUCUUUCUUUUAACUUUUAUUUAAAUCACACAUUUUCAUUUUAUGUUUGUAUGUUGUCUUUUACAUUAGACCUCGGAAUCAUCCAACGCUUGUAAAGCGUUCUCCUCUGUAGUCUGUAUCUGUAGUCACCCUACUGUUGGCACUUAAGGCAACAACCCUGUUGCCUAGGAAACAACUGUAGCAGCAGUGUUGCCCGGUAGCCAUGACAGCAGACUGAGAAGGCAUCUCGCUCUGUCUCAGCUUUAUGGCCUGCAUGGAGCUUUACGCACCUCUCUCCCUGUAGUGUCAUCCCCCUCCCCAAACUUCAGGUUUUACCCCUCCCUAUCCAUAAUAACCCAUGCUCGUAUUGUUAUUGAAAUAUAACUUGUGUCUGUCAGGGUUGAACAAACCCUAAGGUGAGAAUCCCCUUCUACUAUGUAAAGCGCUUUGGGCGUCUCGAAAAGCGCUAUACAAGUCCAAUCGAUUAUUAUUGUUAUAAACACCCCCGUGUCCUGCGUCUUUCUUUUGUUGUUCACAUACGUGUGUGAAUAAAUGUUAUGUUGAUUA